UAGUUCGUUCUCUUUCUCAGAUUCGAUUCUGCCUUGUGUGGUCCGGUGCUUCUCAGGUUUCCGGUGGUUCGUGGUUCUUCGAUGGUCCAGUGUGACGUCUGACGAGUAACGACGGUGUCUCCUUUUUUGGUGGAAGCCAUAUCGAUUAGCGAGUGUGAAGAGUGACGACAGUGAACUGGACAACUGGUGACUGCUUGGUGUGGCCUUGUGGGUUGAACUUGAACUAUUGAAGACCUGAGUUCUCCGGGUAUUUUUGUGAGAAAAGAAUCUUGAGGGGAGAGAGAGAGAGAGAGCAAAGAGAAGGCGGCAAAAAGAAAUGUUGAAAUUUCUAUCGAAGGUGAAAAUUGAGUUCAAUGCGAUCGACCCCCGCAUCGCGUCAUGUAUGGAGUUCUUAGCCCAAUGCAACGCCCCAAAGGCGAAGGAGUCCAACCCGGCUUGUCAAAUCCAGGUGAAGCGCCGCACUGAUGACCACCCGCCGCAGAUCACUGUCACCUUCGUCAACGGCAUCGAGCAAACGUAUGAUGCCACUUCUACCCCCGCCCAAAACAUCCGCACCAUGAUUCUCGAGAAGGGGCAGUAUCUCGAGACUGAGCAGAUGUUCCGUGAAGCUGGCGAGAAGUGGCCCGUUGUUAUUCCUGUAGAAGAGCUCAACCAACCAUUCCUUGGAAUCAAGCCACGGAAAGCAGAAGAGAAAAAGUAGUGAUUGCCAUUGCAGAUACUCUUUGCUUAGUGUUGGUCUUGGGUAAACUCUUGACAGUGAAGAAGAUGAUCCUUCAAAGGGGUGUAAUUCUUGAGCAUUAAGUGCUCUGGAGUGUACUAUCUUCAUUGCUUCAGAACAUCGCCAUUUCAGCAUGCUUGUUUUGUGGAAAUUUUCAAACAGUUUAUUGCAGUGUCAUGUAGGCUUGCUGCAAUGUUGUGAAAUGAUCAAACAAUCAUCCUUGCUAUUCUUUCUCAGCCUAAUUGUAUUUGUGUAUAACAAUGAUAUCUUUUUGGCUGUUACCAUGAUAAUAAACUAAUAUGGCCCCUUAAUUUUUAUUUUA
Messenger RNA from Ipomoea triloba (trilobed morning glory), 1040 nucleotides. RefSeq lists its product as uncharacterized. Bases 317 to 700 code for a protein of 127 amino acids. The transcript has 3 exons. The record is from RefSeq and is a predicted model, not a curated record. Gene Ontology annotation, cellular component: mitochondrial large ribosomal subunit. NCBI's taxonomy places the organism in Eukaryota, Viridiplantae, Streptophyta, Magnoliopsida, Solanales, Convolvulaceae.